Molecule: messenger RNA, 2801 nt
Organism: Hemibagrus wyckioides
Lineage: Eukaryota; Metazoa; Chordata; Actinopteri; Siluriformes; Bagridae
Gene: znf648
Product: zinc finger protein 648
Exons: 2
Coding region: 832-1992 (386 amino acids)
Biological process (GO): regulation of transcription by RNA polymerase II
Molecular function (GO): DNA-binding transcription factor activity; RNA polymerase II cis-regulatory region sequence-specific DNA binding
Source: RefSeq, a predicted model, not a curated record
UUGAAUAGUUCAAGGAGGUAAGGUUUAAGUAUUCUCUGAUUGUAAAAUCACUCCAUCUCUUUGACUUUGAUAUAAUUGAUCUUAUAUAUGCAAAACACCAGCAUGCCAGAACUAAUUACCUAAAUAUACAUUGCUACUAUAUACGUUGGUGUAGAUCUGAUCCAUGGGCAACACUUGCACAUGUAAACAGGUGGGUGAGCUGCCAUUGCUCAGAAUUGACUCCGUCCUUCUCGGAUUCCCUCUGCCGCUGACAAUCAGUUAAUUCUUGCAGUCUAUCUGGUGCUCCUUCUGGGAGCUAUCGGGUGAUCAGUAACAUACCGUAUCAGCAUAUGUUAUUUGUGUCUCUUAUGCACUUCACUUGGUAGAUCAAUUAAGUGCAGCAUUUAUGUACACUAAUGGUAUUUUAUUUGAAUGUAAAACAUUGAUACCCAAUGAGCCGUUGCCUUUAACGGUUGACUAAUUCAUUAAUGAAGCCAUGACGGCCGUUUUCUAUUACAUGUAUGGUAAAUAUGAAGCAAGAAAAAUAUGAGUGAAGAAAAAUGUGGGAAGUGCACGUCAUCCUGUAUUGUUAUAUUGUAUUGUACAUUUCAAGAGAUGUGAUGAAUUAUGUACAUUAUAUGCACAGUAUAAUAUUCUAAAGCACCAUGUGGCCUUGCUGAAUUGCUGACAAGUGUGUGAGCCAUGCAGAAGCGCUCAACUCCUCCUCCAGCAUCAGAAUCCUCCCCGCUGGUUAAAAAUGCAGCAGUCACACUGAAAUCAACCUCAGCAGACGUGUAGCCUGAAGUCUGGUGACCUGCAAUUGUCUGGGACGAGUGCUAACCAAAACUAAAAAUGGCAGAAAAUUGUAACAGCUUGAAGCCUGACAUCUUCAGUGAUAAAGCCUACAUGUCAAAAAGAAGCAUCAGAAAGACCUUAAUUAAUAAAAUACGUUAUGUUCCCAUUGAGAGGGAACUCACCGCUAAUGCUAAGGAAUCAUCGUCCUCUGCUGGCUGUGAAACACAGCAGGAAAUGAAUGAGUGUAAAAAUGUUAGUGUUAUCCAGGAGGUUGGAUCUAAGCCUGAGGAAGUGUCCAGCUUUGCCGGCCUGGGGCUGAAACCUGAGGAAGACUGGACUGAGUUUGAGUUGGCACCAGCUCUAGAAACACAACAGGACACCACAGUAGAUAAGACUGUAGCAAAGCAAUCCAGGGAACACGAGCCAAAUUCAGAACCAAAACAAACCGGCAAGCCACAUUAUUUUUUUGCAGCUAUGAAGAAGCGGUGCAUAGAGGGAGAUGCAGAAAACCGCCCGUACAAGUGCCCUUACUGCAGCUGGGCCUUUAAGAAAUCCAGCAACCUACUGAGCCACAUGGAGACACACAGUGGGCUGAAGCCACACGUGUGCGAGCUGUGCGGAAAAGCCUACGCACAUCAGGGCACCCUGCAGCAGCACAAGCGGCUACACACAGGUGAGCGGCCCUACAGCUGUCCAUUCUGCGAUAAGACCUACACAUGGUCCUCUGACCACCGCAAGCACAUCCGCACACACACUGGCGAGAAGCCGUACAUAUGCACAGAGUGUGGCAAGGAAUUUGUGCGCUCAUCAGACUUGCGCAAGCAUGAGCGCAACAUGCACACCAACAACAAGCCCUUCCUGUGUCGUGCAUGUGGCAAGACCUUCAACAAACCUCUAGCACUGCUACGGCAUGAGCGUACGCACCUGGGUGAGCGGCCUUUCAUCUGUCCAGACUGUGGCAAAACCUUCGCUCUUCCCUCCCGUCUGGCUGAGCACCAGAAAGUCCACAGUGGUUUGAGGCCGUACGUCUGCCCCAUCUGCACAAAAGCCUUCACUAAGUCCUCAAACCUGAAUGAGCACCUGAGUGUUCACACGGGUUUCCGUCCGCACACGUGUGGCGAGUGCGGUGUGGCUUUUGCCAUGCCUUCACGCCUGCUACGGCACCAGCGUGCACAUGCAGCCCGACGACUGCAGCAGGUCAUUCAGUUACCAGUUUAGCACUUGUGUUCAUUCAUUACUUAGUAAUAUUACCUCCCAUUUUAGCAAUACAGCUACAACAGUAAUUUACCUAACAUUUUGUCUCUUUAUUGAUAGGAAUAUAAACAAUCCUGUUGGAGCCUCUUCCCUUCCAUAAUGCGAUACUGCUAAUGACCAUUGGGAUUCGAAAAUUAGACACAAAACUCAUUUUAAUAGCUUACAGGGUUCCAACAGAAAAGUGAUUGCCUUCUUUUUAAGAGAUUGAUUGUUCAAAUCCCAGUGAUCAUUUAUGGCCAGAAUCCAAAGUGACUUUUCUGUGCAUCUUUAUUAUAACCUCAACAGAAAAGGGGUAAUUUAUGUGGCACAAUUUUUCAAACCUAAUGUACCUUUUUAUUUUAUAUAUUUAUUCUAUUUUGUUUUUGUUGAUCUGUUUAGCAUUGUUUUGUAUUUUUUUUUUCCAUUUGUAUGUAUUAUGUCUUUAUAUAUCAUUAUAGGUAUAGGUUUCUUUGACUUGACCUCUGAACGCACAUGUAGCCUGACGACUGCCGCCAGUUUAAUAUGUGAUUCGUUUUUGUUAUUCAUUCUGACAUUCAGACAAUUUCUUACUUACUUUUUUUGUUGAGCAAUGGUAUUUUUUCUCUGUCUAAUGGUUUCGAAAUGUAGAUGCUUACAAUUUUUGUCACCUCCUCCACCAUUGCAGUAAAUCUUUCCUGUCAUACCCGGUUGGCGGAUAUCCAUUCUGAGCCAUGCCUCUGUGGAAGCCUCUGAGCACGUGUUCUGUACUGCUAUUAGCACAAAGUUAAUUUAAGCCAGUUUUAAACCCCACCAGG